AGGGGGCAUGGUUACCACGGGAAGUGCGUUGUACACAAAGCAGUGAAAGGCGGUAGAAGUGCUGUGCGGUUACCGAAGUAAACAAAUGUUCUUGGAAGUCCUGCAAUUAGUUGAAUUUGGCUUAUGUCGCUAGUUAACCUCUUUAAAGAUCAGUGUUUUACCUACAGUACCUAGUUUCGAUCGAUCCAUUACAUUUGUUUAGCAGCUGUAAAGAUGGUGUAACGUUCAGGAUUCUACAGGUUAGACAGCAAGCGGAAGGCAUGAAGACCCUGUGCUCUGAGCCUUUAGGUUAAAACACUUACAGGGAAAACUUUAACUACCAAAACCACACCAGUCUGAGCCACAUGGAGGCUUCUCUGGGAUCAAUGCAGAAUCCUGACUUUAGCUCUGUACUGUCCUCGUGUGAGCCAGAGCUCCAGGAACUGAUGAGACAGAUCGACAUCAUGAUCAACCACCAAAAGAGGGAGUGGGAGGCCCAGAUCUGUAACCUGGAGCUCAGGGUGAAGGGUGGAGAGGAGGAGCUUUUAAUCUCCAAAAAGCUCAUUGAACGAAGGGACCUGGAGAUUGGACUACUUCACAAACAGCUUGAAGAUAUCCAGAGAAGUCGCCAAGAUGUAGUAGCAAAGUACGAGCAGCAACUGCAGAAACUCCGGGAAGAGCUAGACAAAUUAAAGAGAAGUUACCAAAAACUUCAGCGCAAACAGCUCAAGGAGACAAGUGGAGGAGCAAAUGUGACAGACCAUUCAAAGGAAUGCCAGCAGCAUUUUUCAGAAUGGGAGCAGCAGCGGGCAGAGUAUCAAAAACAGCUGACAACCCUGGAAGCUCAGAAUAAGAGUCUAACUGACGAGAUCUCUCACAUUACAAGCCAAGGAGCAUCCUGGCGAGUGGAGCCGGAGCACAGGGAGUGCUGUUCAGAGGUGCAGCAUCUCCAUACUCAGCUGGAGAAGGCCCACAACAGCCUCCUCUCUCAGGAGCUGGAGCUAGAGCGUCUCCGACCCUUUGAGGCCCUGCUGGGACGGCACCAGAUGGACCUGCAGAUGCUGUCAGAGGAACAGGAAGCUCUCCGCACCACACUGGACUCCCAGGAUACAUCCAUGAGGAGUACUGGUCUCGAGCACCAAAGACUUCGGAAUGAAGCUGCCAGACUCAGUCAAGUGCUUCAAGUUAAGGAUCAAGUGAUCCGCUCUCUGGAGGACUGCCUGGCAGGUCAGGGCUGUGCUGGUGUGGAGAUCCUCAGGAAAGACCUGGAGAGGGCUGCUGCCAAGCUUCAGGGUGCCCAAGUAUGUGAGGCACACCUCGAGGCAGAGGUGGCAUGUCUGAAAGAGAGAUUGGAGAUUACAAGCAGACAGCAACGAGAUCAAACAAAGAUGGAGCAAGAACUGAGAACCAUUAAGGCAGACUGGGACUCUUCGGCUGCGGAAAUCAUAAAGCUCAGGGAGGAGCUGGAGAGGGCCCGACAGACCCACAGCGGAGAAGUUGAGGGAAUGAAGAGGGAGGUGUCAAAGCUGACCAGCGAGCUGCACCAGCGUGACCUGUCCAUCUCCACACUGAGCAGCUCCUCAUCCAGCAUCAAGCAGCAGCUUCGUAGUGAGGUGCAGCGGGCAGAACAGAAAGCAGCUCAUAUCAAAGUGACUCAGGCCCAGCUGGAGACUCUGCAAGCUGAGAAUCAGCAUCUGAAAGGUCUGCUGCAGAAACUCCCACCUCACUCACCCAAGGGGGAGGGAUUCUCAUCACUGCAGCAGAGCUACAUGUCCUCACUGAGCAGCCUUGAACAGGAAAACCAACAUUUAAGGCAGGCGCUUACUAAGACACAUCUGCAGCUGGAUGCCCCAAAUAAAACGUGUCAGGAGAAGUAUGAACAAACUCUGCUCAGCCAUGCCAUGACGGAGCACCUGCAGCCUUAUCAGGAAAGGCUUCAGGCACAGAAGACAGUCACUAGCUAUGAAGGAGAGAACCAGAGGCUCUUUAAAUCUCUUCACAUCUUACCAAAAUCUUCCAACGAAGAACACGGCACCCAGAACAAAGACAACAGGCCACAUUCCUUUUCAUCUUCCUCCUCCUCUUCCAGCAGCAGUGCUAGACUAACCAGGAGAAACUCAGUGACAGCCUUAACUCCACCCAAAUCAGCUGCCCAGGGCCAAAGCUCCAGCUCAGAAGACUCUCUGACCUCUGGAUCCAGAGAGAAAGUGGUUCCCUCUCCCUCUUUAGGGGAGGCGCUGUCAGUGUCACCUGCACACAGUGCAGUCACUCGGUUCCUGGAGGAAGAGAGUUUAUGGUCCAAUGAGCUGCAACAGAAACUGGAGAGCCACAUCCAGGGUAUGAAGGAGAACAACCUCAGGACGGUGACCAAGUUCCUUGCAGACAGCUCAGGACAAGGCUGACCUUGGUUCUGUGCAGAGCAGCCGGCCUCAUCAGUGACUAUAAUAUAUUGGAUAAAUGGCAGCAAACAGGAAGGUGUGACUCAGCUGAUCCGUUUAAGAAGACUGCUCCUGGUUUCACAAGUCUUGCACAUUUAAGCUGCUGCAGUGUUUCCUAUCUUGCCAUGUAUGUUGACGUAUUGAAAAUCGCAUGACCCCAGACUCUGAACAUUGAGAAAUAAGGCACAUUGUGAGGAACAUCUAGUCCUGCCAUGUGUUGCAAGUACAGUAUGUGUCACUGCUGAUGCGCCCCUGUUUUGUAUAGUUUGUGUUUUGCUGUGCUGUGCUGCAUCAGGGUGGGGUACGUUACUUUGCCAUUACUUUGGUUUGAUGUCAUGUCGUCUUGUUUCAUUUCUUUAAUUCAUAUUUAAGGAUCAGCUGGCCAUAUAGGGAUGGAUGCUCUAUGUUCUAUAAAAACCAUUAUGGAGCUUCCAGCAUGCUGAGGUGAGCAAAUGUUCAUCAGUGUAGACAGAGCAUCUGUAAAGCGUAACAUAACAUUAAGUUCAUGCUCUUAGGAGCUCAUUACUGCACGAUCUGAGUAACAUUUAUGUAAAUUCAGUAGCAAGACAGGGUUGUGCAGUGAAGCUUUUCAACAUGUUUAUAAAAUCUGUGGCAGCCUGGCUUAUCAGAUGUGUAGGAUAAUGAUGCUGGACCAUUAUUUCCUUAAAGCCCUGGAUCUCCCUGCAGCAUUGAAUAUGGGGUAGUGUGAUAACUUUGAGGUCAGAUGGUUUGCACUGUCGUUUUUCCAUGACUGAUGAACCCUGUUUCCUAUUUCCAAAUAGAGCCAUGGGCAAUCAGAUGCAGAAAUGAUGUGAUCUAGGCCAUUUGUGUACAAUCUACGAUUGUACACAAAUGGCCUACAGUAGACGUCUUAAAUGCUUACUUUGUCCUGUCUGUGUCUUUGUAAGGAUGACAGAGGUUUUUUUUGUUAGCUCUUAACUAUCUUUAACCAUUAUUACUGCUUUAUACUACAUUUGUUUCUCUACCGAGUAAUAUAUUAGAAAGCAUGCAGUUGUGAUAUUAAUGCUGAACAUUGCAAAUGAUGGUCUUGGUUGCCAGUAACACACAUUUUAGUCUCUCUUCUCCUUGUCAUCAACAUGUUCCCACCACUGUCCAUCUAUAUCAGGUGUGGGCAUCAAGUGAGUGAUCAUCCAAUAGGCCAUUGAUAUUACUGGCAUGCAGAUUGUGAAAACAUUGCAACUGAAAUACCAUAGUCUACUGAAUAUUGCAAUGAAACAGUCCUUUGCAAUUUCAGUAUCACACAUGCUAAAGUUACCGUAGCAACUGGGCUUUGAUAUAUUGAGGAGCUGUGCUGCUAAGACAAUGACUCUUCUCAUUUAAGAAACCUUGAACUUUUCCUGCCUUUGUAGAAACACCUCUGAUAAUGGCGACAAUAUGCUGCACCAGGUGUGUAAAACAGUCUAGAUUUCUUCACUACAUUAUAUGGCAUAAAAACUUUCCCCACUUGUGUGUUUGAUGUCAUAUUUAGGGCAACCAACCUAUUUACUUUCCAGUCUCUUUACACUGUCCCUUUCCUGUGUCUCAUGGACCUACUCUCCACAGUUCCACCAGCUUCACAGCCACCCACUCUGCAGAGUUCCUCCAGCUUGUCUAGCACAGGAAUGUUUGCACCAUGCCAGCGUUGUCAUGAACCUUCCCCUGCGGCCUGCUUUGUCCUCAUCAUUAGAAACCUGAUGGAAUGUUAAUAUCAACCAUGUGGAGGGCUGAGAGGCCAGGGGAGUUGUGUCCAGAUGAAUUUAAUAGUUGUUUUUUUUGUUUGUUUUUUUUUACGAGAGACACAUUAAAAUAAACUGAGAACAAAAACCAAACAGAAGAAAAA
Girardinichthys multiradiatus is the source of this 4257-nucleotide messenger RNA. RefSeq names its product centrosomal protein 63 (gene cep63). Gene Ontology annotation, biological process: de novo centriole assembly involved in multi-ciliated epithelial cell differentiation; centriole replication. Gene Ontology annotation, cellular component: centriole. The coding region runs from base 345 to 2381 and encodes 678 amino acids. The record is from RefSeq and is a predicted model, not a curated record. The transcript is spliced from 14 exons. Lineage: Eukaryota; Metazoa; Chordata; Actinopteri; Cyprinodontiformes; Goodeidae.